Fonsecaea multimorphosa CBS 102226 is the source of this 2256-nucleotide messenger RNA. RefSeq lists its product as uncharacterized. Gene Ontology annotation, cellular component: fungal-type vacuole membrane. Gene Ontology annotation, molecular function: oligopeptide transmembrane transporter activity. The transcript has a single exon. The record is from RefSeq and is a predicted model, not a curated record. Bases 1 to 2256 code for a protein of 751 amino acids. Lineage: Eukaryota; Fungi; Ascomycota; Eurotiomycetes; Chaetothyriales; Herpotrichiellaceae.
AUGGCUCCCGACAGAGGCCCUCCCUCUCAAACCCACCCUCCCUCCACGACCGAUGUCGAAGAUCAUGAACUGGCUCCUGGCAGAGGCACUCCCUCCACGUCCGAUGUCGAAGACCAUGAAUUACUCCCGCAGGCUGGUCAACAGCAAGAUAUCUCCCGCACUCGAUCUGACCAUGCCUGCUAUGCCGUCCCUGGCGUGCAUGAUUCGGCUCUGGAUGGGACAAAUUUCACAUUUCGAGGGGUUGCCGUUGGUACACUGAUCGGGGUCAUCAUAACAUUUUCCAACGUCUACUUUGGGUUGCAAACUGGUUGGGUCUCGGGGAUGGCGAUGCCGGCCUCCUUGAUUGGAUUCGCCGUCUUCAAGUCGAUAUCUCGCUACUUGGUUCUUCCAUUCACGCCCAUGGAAAAUGUCCUUGUCCAGACGGUCGCUGGCGCGGUAGGCACCAUGCCGCUGGGACUAGGUUUUGUCGGAGUCAUGCCUGCUAUACAGUUUUUGCUGAAACAGAGUGAGGGUGCUCCUGUCGAUCUGAGUCUGUGGAGGCUCUUCGUCUGGGGUGUUGGUCUCUGCUUGUUUGGCGUUGUAUUCGGCGUACCCUUGCGAAAACAGGUCAUCAUUCGCGAGCGUCUCAAAUUCCCCAGUGGCACUGCUACAGCCCUGAUGAUAAGUGUACUGCAUGGCGGUUCCAAGAGUGAAGAGGCUAAGCAUCGAGAGAUCGAAACUCAAGGCACUGAGGAGCGCGAAGAACUGUUGAGGGAGACCGAUCGAGACAAUCAGCCGGAGCAAGCAGACGAACGUAACAUACAAGGGGAUUGGAAAAGACAAAUCCGCCUUCUUGUAGUUGCAUUCCUCGCCUCCGGUGCUUACACUCUGGUCCAAUACUUCCUUCCCAUCCUCCACAAAUUACCCAUCUUUGGCACCUACCUGGCGAACACCUGGGAAUGGACGCUCAAUCCUUCGCCGGCAUAUGUUGGACAAGGUAUCAUUAUGGGGCCUGCCACUACCUUCCACAUGCUUCUCGGCGCUAUUGGAGGCUGGGCGGUACUGAGUCCUAUAGCUAAAAACAACGGCUGGGCGCCGGGACCCGUGGAUGACUGGGAAACAGGGAGCAAAGGCUGGAUCGUUUGGGUCAGCUUGGCAAUUAUGCUGGCUGAUGCAGUCGUCAAUCUAGGCUGGCUGUUCCUUCGACCUACCAUUCACUAUGGUCCAGAUUGGAUCCUAUCCCUCCGCGGACAUUACAGAGACAGUUCUUCCUGGUCCGACUUUUUGCUCGGAAAACAACUUGCCGGAUAUAUGUCCCUCCACACGACCGUACGAGCACCUCAGUCCUCCCACACCGAUCCACUGAAAACCCCAUCAGACGAGCCUCCUGACGAUGCGCCACCACAUCACCUUGUGUCCAGCCGGACCGUCGCCAUCCUCCUUCCCAUCACACUGAUUGUUUGUGUUGUGUGCAUCCACAUAUCCUUUGGCGCUUACAUCCCUAUUAGCCUCAAUAUCCUCGCCAUCCUUCUUGCUCUCGUCCUCUCGAUCAUGGGCGUGCGCGCUCUCGGUGAAACAGAUUUAAAUCCCGUUUCUGGAAUUUCCAAAUUGACGCAAUUGGUCUUCGCCUUGAUCACGCCCACUGGCCCACAUGCAAACCACAGCAUCAUCAUCAACUUACUCGCGGGAGCUGUGAGCGAAGCGGGGGCGCUUCAAGCUGGCGACAUCCUCCAAGAUCUCAAAGCGGGACAUUUAAUUGGGGCGUCACCCAAGGCACAAUUCUAUGGUCAGCUUAUAGGGAGUGUUGUGGGAGCCUUCGUCUCUGCCGCAGUCUAUAAGUUGUACGUCUCGGUCUACCCGAUUCCAGGAGACCUGUUUGAGAUUCCCACGGCCUAUGUGUGGAUCUUUACCGCACGACUGGUGACGGGGAAAGGUCUGCCGCCGAUGGCCUGGCAAUUCGCUCUGGUUUUUGGUGCAGUGUUUAUCCUCACCACCACUCUUCGGAUAUACCUCCUCGCAUACAGAGAUUCUAAGCCCUGGUGUAAGGCUUUACACCCAUGGAUCCCUGGUGGCAUCGCAGUGGCAGUGGGCAUGUACAACACUCCCAGCUUCACACUGGCACGAACUAUUGGUGGAGUGAUAUCUCUAUGGUGGAUAGGAUGGAAAGGUAGAGGAGAGACGAAAGUCAUUGUGCUCGCGAGUGGCUUGAUUCUGGGAGAAGGUGUGGUUAGUAUUUUGAACUUGGUGUUGGCGAGUUUGGGGGUACCACAUCUAUGA